Molecule: messenger RNA, 7763 nt
Organism: Erinaceus europaeus (western European hedgehog)
Lineage: Eukaryota; Metazoa; Chordata; Mammalia; Eulipotyphla; Erinaceidae
Product: zinc finger protein 316
Exons: 9
Coding region: 494-5731 (1745 amino acids)
Biological process (GO): regulation of transcription by RNA polymerase II
Cellular component (GO): nucleus
Molecular function (GO): DNA-binding transcription factor activity, RNA polymerase II-specific; sequence-specific DNA binding
Source: RefSeq, a predicted model, not a curated record
GGCGGCAGCGGGGCCAGGGCGCGGGGCGCGGGGCGCGGGCGGGGGACAGGAUGCGGCUGUCGGGGGACUUCCUGUGCCGGCCCUCGCCCCCGCCCCUGCCGGCCGCUGCCCGCACGGACACUCGGGCGGGGGCAGCUCUGGGGACCCCCGGCCCCGCCGACACACACCGGGAGCCCCAGUCCCCGCGCCCCCAGCCAUGGGUCUCUGCUGAGCCCCGCGCCCCAGUCGGAGAGCCACCAAUUCCGCCCGCGCUGCCUCCGCUCCGCGCCCCGCCCCCUCGGCGGCUGACAGCGGACCAGGAGGGCCGGCGGGGGCCGGGUGCCCCCAAAUCCGAGCCGGAUGGGGACGCCCCAGGAAGGAGCAGGCUGAUCGCCGCCUCGGGCCUUUACCUGCUGACCCCUGGGACCACACCUGGGGGUGGAGGGCUACCCGGAGCAGGACAUGUUUCGCCAGCGCAGCUGGCCCCCUCUGAGAUCUCCCCCAGACCGUUGGGAUGGAAGUCGGGCCGGCCACACAGACCUUUGUGCUGGAGCUCCGGUGUCUAGAAGAUGGGGCCCCCGUCCCUGGCACUCUCUCAGGUGGCAGCAGGAGCAGUGAGAGUCAGGAGGAAGAAGAGACUCAGAAGAUCAGCAGCAGCCCCCCGGGGCCAGCAGCCCCGGCCUCAAUGGGGAAUGGCGACCCCACUGAGGAUGCCCGGCCUGAGGAGCAGGAGCUGUCGCUGCAGCCAGGGAGCCAGGUGGUGGGACAUCAGCCAGAAGUGCAGCAGCAGGGCCACAAGGAGCAGGGACUGCAGCCUCCACAGCCGCAGGCUCUACAGGACAGAGAGCAGCCCCUGGGCCAUCAGCCGCUGGGGCCACCGCAGCAGCAGGAGGAGCGGAUUCAGACACAGUGGCCGGAAGGGGGACAGCAGCAGCAGCCAUUAGAGCAGGAGAAGCCGCCACCACAAGAACCUGCACAGCAGCAGCUGCAGCUGCAGCAACCACAGCAAGAAAAGGAGCAUCUGCAGCAGGAACAGCAACCGUUGCUGCUGCAACAGCUGGAGCAAGGACAGCUGACAGAGGGACAGCAGCUGCAACAGCAACAGGAACAGGCACAGCAGGAACACUUACAGCACCAGUUGCAGCACCAGCGGCUACAGCAGCAGCUGCAGCAACAGCAGCAAGAACAGUUGCAGCAGCAACUGCAGCAGGAACAGCUUCAGCAGCAGCUAAUGCUGCAGCAGCUACAGCAGCAGCAACUGUUGCUGCAGCAGCAAGAACAGUUACAGCAGCAGCAGCUGUUGCGGCAGCAGCAAGAACAGCUGCAGCAGCAACUGAGACAGCAGCAGGAGCAACUACAACAGCAGCUACUACAGCAGCAGCAGUUACAGCAGCAGCAGCUGCUGCAACAGCAGCAGCAAGAACAGUUACAGCAGCAGCUGUUGCAACAACAGCAGUUACAGCAGCAGCAGUUGCUACAGCAGCAAGAGCAGCUGCUGCAGCAGCAACAGCAGGAACAGCUGCAACAGCUACAGCAGCAGCAGCAGCAAGAACAGUUGCUGCAGCAUCAAGAACAGUUGCAACAACCACAGCAGCAGGAACAGCCGCAGCCGCAGCCCGGGCCCCUGGAGCCCGAGGAGGAGGAGGUGGAGCUGGAGCUUAUGCCCGUGGACCUGGGGGCCGAGCAAGAGCUGGAGCAGCAGCGGCUGGAGCUGGAGCGGCAGCAGGAGCUGGAGCGGCAGCAGGAGCAGCGGCAGCUGCAGCUCAAGCUGCAGGCAGAGCUGCAGCAGCUGGAGCAGCAGCUGGAGCAGCAGCAGCAGCAGCUGGAGCAGCAGGAGGUGCAGCUGGAGCUGACGCCCGUGCAGCCCGAGCUGCAGCUGGAGCUGUUGCCCGCGGGCCCGGCGGCAGCGGCGGGCGCAGGGGGUGAGGCUGUGGUGGUGGCGCCCCCCGGCUACGUGGUGCUGCAGGAGCUGGUGGUGCUACCCGCCGUGGCGGCGCCCUCCGUGAUGCCCAUUCCGGGCCCCGCAGGCAGCGCCGCCCUCACCCCAGCCCGCCAGCGGAGGAGGCGACGCGCCAGGGAGCGGCCGACCAUCUGCAGCGAGUGCGGCAAGGGCUUCAGCCGCAGUACCGACCUGGUGCGGCACCAGGCCACGCACACGGGGGAGCGCCCACACCGCUGCGGGGAGUGCGGCAAGGGCUUCUCGCAGCACUCCAACCUGGUCACGCACCAGCGCAUCCACACAGGCGAGAAGCCGUACGCCUGCAGUUACUGCAGCAAGCGCUUCAGCGAGAGCUCGGCCCUGGUGCAGCACCAGCGCACGCACACGGGCGAGCGGCCCUACGCCUGCACUGACUGCGGCAAGCGGUUCAGCGUCUCCUCCAACCUGCUGCGCCACCGCCGCACGCACUCGGGCGAGCGGCCCUACGUGUGCGAGGACUGCGGCGAGCGCUUCCGCCACAAGGUGCAGAUCCGCCGCCACGAGCGCCAGCUGCACGGCGCCGGCCGCUCCCGGGGGCUCGGCCUGCUGCGCACCACGCGGACGGCCGGUACGGGGGCUGCGCGCCCUGACCCCCUCCGCUGGCCGUGUGACCGGAAGUGCCCCCCCGCGGGCGCGGGCGAGGCGGGGCGGUGCCGGCACUUCCGGUGCCCACGCGCCGCCGCGCACUCGGGGCGUCACUUUGUGUCGGGGGGCCGGGGCGCGGGCGGCGUGGCCGCGGUGAGUGCGCGGGGCGGGGCGGCUGUCCCGCACGCCGGGGGCCGCGGGGUCGGGACGGGGGCCCGGGUGCCGCUCCCACACUGCUGCCGCCCGCGGACCCGCCAGGGGCGCCCCGGGGGGCGGGGACCCCGGGGACGUGCCCGCAGCCCCCCAUCUCCCCGCGGCGGCGGGCGGGGCCGGGCCCGAGUGGCCCCCGGGGACACACCCAUCCGGGAGCGGCUGUCAGUGCCGCGGGCCACGCUGAGGGCAGAGCCCAUGGCCGCCCUUCACACAGGCCCACAGGCUCCGGCCACCCCGCUGGAGGGGGCAGAGGGCGGCCCUGAGCAGGAGGACAGUGCAGUGCCAGAGGAGGAAGAAGCCGGGGGUCAGGUGGAGGUGGAGCUGGAGGACGAGGAGGAUGUGGAGGUGGUGGCCCUGCCGCAGAGCCCAGUGACAGGCACCCCCAGCCCUGGCGGCAAGACCUGGUGCACGGCCCCCCGGGAAGAGGCCCUGCAGGCCCGGGUUCCCACCCCAUGGAGGGAGGAUGCCCUGGAGGAGGAGGAGGAGGAGGAGCUGGAGGACGACGAUGAGGAGGAAGAGGAUGAGGAUGCGCUGAUGGCCGGGUCUCGGGGGCUGGUGACCUUCGAGGAUGUGGCUGUGUACUUCUCUCUGGAGGAAUGGGAGAGGCUGGACAUGAUGCAGCGGGACCUCUACCGGGACGUCAUGCAGGAGAAUUACGGCAUCCUGGUGUCCCUGGGAUACCCGAUCCCUAAGCCCGACCUCAUCGUCCGGCUGGAGCAGGGUGAGGAGCCAUGGGCCCAUGAUAGUCCCUGCCCAGAGGAGGGAGACAUCGUCACAGGCGUUUACACAGGAGACUGGUUCUGGACCGAUGACAUGGAGGACCACGAGGAGGAAGAUGAGGAGGACUUCCUGGCAGAGGUGGCUGAGGAGGAGAACGAGCCCCCCGGCCUGUGGUCAGCAGCCUACGGCGUGGGGGACGUGCCUGGGACGUGGGGCCCGGAUGACUCUGAUUCUGCACCUACCCCAGAAGGCUGGGAGCCCGACCCUGGCGGCCUGGAUGAGGGGACCGAGGGGGCCGAGGGCCAGCCCUUCCCGCCAGGCCAGGCACCCUGGGCCUUCCCAGUCGUGGCAGCCCCCGCGGGGAGGCCAGACACCACAUGCGACGUGUGCGGCAAGGUGUUCCCGCACCGCUCUCGCCUGGCCAAGCACCAGCGCUACCACGCGGCCGUCAAGCCCUUCGGCUGCGACGAAUGCGGCAAGGGCUUCGUGUACCGCUCACACCUGGCCAUCCACCAGCGCACGCACACCGGCGAGAAGCCCUUCCCCUGCCCUGACUGCGGCAAGCGCUUCGUCUACAAGUCGCACCUGGUCACACACCGGCGCAUCCAUACAGGCGAGCGGCCCUACCGCUGCGGCUUCUGCGGCGCGGGCUUCGGCCGCCGCUCGUACCUGGUCACGCACCAGCGCACGCACACUGGCGAGCGGCCCUACCCCUGCGCGCACUGUGGCCGCAGCUUCAGCCAGAGCUCGGCGUUGGCCCGCCACCAGGCGGUACACACGGCCGACCGCCCGCACUGCUGCCCUGCCUGCGGCCAAGCUUUCCGCCUGCGCGCCGACUUCCAGCGCCACCGGCGGGGCGGCGGCUGCGUGGAGCUCGGGGAGCGGACUGCGGCGCCUGCGGAGCCCCAGCUCGAGCGCCCAGAGCCCGGCCCAGAGGACGCGGGGGCCCCGGAAGUGCCCACCGGUCUGGGGGAGGUGCCUCCCCCCGAGCGCAAGGAGCCCCCGGAGCCCGAGCCGCCCCGCCGCUUCUUCGCGCUGGGCAACGGGCUGGGCGAGGGCCCGUCCGCGCACCCACUCGGCUUCCACUUCCCCGCGCACCCCAAGUCCUGGCUGCACCCCGACGGCUUCCCCCUGCUGACCCUCCCGGACCUGGGUGGGCGCCCUCUGCCUGGCCCCCGGGUCGGCGCGCCCUUCGGCGGCGGGGGCGGCGCGGGCAUGGCGGGGGGCGGCGGGCUGCGCGCACCGGGGUCGGCCACGGCCGUCGGGGGCCUGCUGGCCGAGCCUGCGCCUGCACCCGGGGCCCCCGUGCUGGCCGACGAAGAGAGCCCGUGGAUCUGCUCCGACUGCGGCAAGACUUUCGGGCGGCGCGCGGCGCUGGCCAAGCACCAGCGCUACCACGCGGGGGAGCGCCCGCACCGCUGCGCCGACUGCGGCAAGAGCUUCGUGUACGGCUCGCACCUGGCGCGCCACCGCCGCACACACACGGGCGAGCGCCCCUUCCCCUGCCCCGAGUGCGGGGCGCGCUUUGCCCGCGGCUCCCACCUGGCGGCGCACGUGCGCGGCCACACCGGCGAGAAGCCCUUCGUGUGCGGGGUGUGCGGGGCGGGCUUCAGCCGGCGCGCGCACCUGACGGCGCACGGGCGAGCGCACACCGGCGAGCGGCCCUACGCGUGUGGCGAGUGCGGGCGGCGCUUCGGCCAGAGCGCGGCGCUCACCCGUCACCAGUGGGCACACGCCGAGGAGAAGCCGCACCGCUGCCCGGACUGCGGCAAGGGCUUCGGCCACAGCUCAGACUUCAAGCGCCACCGGCGCACACACACGGGCGAGAAGCCGUUCCGCUGUACCGACUGCGGCCGCGGCUUCGCGCAGCGCUCCAACCUGGCCAAGCACCGGCGAGGCCACACGGGCGAGCGCCCCUUCCCCUGCCCCGAGUGCGGCAAGCGCUUCUCGCAGCGCUCGGUGCUCGUCACACACCAGCGCACGCACACGGGCGAGCGGCCCUACGCCUGCGCGCACUGCGGCCGCCGCUUCUCGCAGAGCUCGCACCUGCUCACGCACAUGAAGACGCACCGCGGCGUGCAGGGCCCCGCGCCCAAGGCCAAGGCCGCGCCUGUGCCGCCGCCGCCAGCCCCUGUGCCUCCGCGUGCUCCCGACGGCGUGGCCGCACUGCUGGAGUUCGCGGGCGGCACCAGCUUCGGGUCAGAGCCCGCCGCCUUCGCGGGGCCCUCGGGCGCCUUCCCAGGGCACUUGCUGUGAGCGCCCCCUGCACCCCGGGCCUGGCGCUGCUCCUCCCCUCGGCUUCCAGUUCAGGGGGCAGGGGGAGGCAUAAGCGGCUGGCCCCCGCGCCCUAGGGACUCCAGAGGGCGGGUGCAGGGCCCAAGCCUGGGGAGACCCCGGGCAUCUUCUGCUCCAGGGCGGCUGUGGAAGUUAAAGGGCUUCAUGUGCUCCUUCUGCAGAGGGUUGCGGGCGGGAGGGUUGGAGGGUCCCCGGGACAGGGGUAUCGCCCCACUGGCAAAGCACAGCCCGGGAAGGAGGGAAAGCCGGACACCAAAUGCAUGGCCCCGAGCAGGCAGGCGGCGGGGUGGCAGCAUCCCAGGGCGCCCCAAGCCUUAUUCUCCCAGACCUCACGCCCCUCCCGAGCCCAGACUCCAGCCCCGGCUCGGGGGUUAUCCUCAGCCUCUCGAAGGCCUCUGGUACUCUCACCUCGGUGGCCAACAGGCCCCGGGGAGCCCCAGCUUCCACUGCCCAGGCCGCAGAGGCCCGCUCAGCCCUGAAACCGCAGGGCUGCGGUCACCACACACACAGUCAGGGUCCGGUGACCAACCGCGGGACCUUGUCCCUCGCUGCCAUGCCCAACUCAUGGGCCCCAAACUCCAAGACACACAAAGCACCAACUAUGCAAGACCCGGGGGGUUGGAGGGACCCACACUCAUUGACACCCCCGAGGGGUCACAACAGAUGGGACCAGAGAAGAGAUUCAGAAAGAAUCGCAUUCCCUUGUUAGAGCAAGUUCCUCCUGUAGUGUAGACAGGGCCUUGGCAGACAGCCUCAGGCAGGGCUGGGAGGCUCAGUGGUCUGAGGCAGGUGUUAGGGUAACCCUGUGAGAAGGAGACAGCGGGAGUGAGUAUCUGGUGAUUCCUCUGUUCCCAGUGCUGAACUCUCCUGAGACACAGGAGAGGGUCCAGGGUCUGGCUCCAUCAUCAGGGCCCCCCCACACCCGGUCCACCUUUGGGUGCUUAUCAUGGGCCCAGCUUUAAUAUGCGGGGCAGAGACGUGCAGCCGCUGUCCCUUGGGCCCAGCCCGAAACACUUCUGAGUGGUUUCCCUCCAGGAAACUAAGCCAGUGAGGACUCCACCUGAAUGAGCUUGGGCCCCUGCUGCCUGUGUUCACCACCUCUUACAGGGAGUCCCCAGUGGGACCCCUACACUGCCAGGUACUCCUUAGUGACACACUGAUCUCAGGACAGCCUCCCUGUGGUCCCCGCCAGGGGCCAGCCUCUCCCUGGAGGUCCAGAUCCGUGCCUGAGUCACUGACCUUCCCUCCAAGGUCCCUCCCCACAACCACAGGGGAGCACUGAGCCAGGCCCCCCCAUUCCUAUCUUCCAAACAGUCCAUCCACCACACCAGAUCCCACCCCUCCUUAUACCUUGGGUGUGAAAAAAAAUGAACUAUGAUACCAAGUAAAUGCUCUUUGCAAAUGCAGCUUGGAAGUGUGAGGUCUGAACUUGCCAUUUCAGUUCUAACAAAAUGAAGAAAACGUUCUGAGUGGCAGGUGCGUGUGAAGACCUGGUCUGGGAACCGUGACCUGGAGGAGCUCGGGAAGCUGGAGUGGGCCCGGGUAGAGCUUACAGUGUCCAGCCAAAUAAAAACUUUUUUCCUAAAUGUUACUUUAAUUUUAUUAAUAUUAGGGAGUCAGAAACUCAGUCGUGAUGGUCUUAGAGAAAAAAAAAAAAAGUAGGCAGCCUUCCUUGUUCUGAGAAGAUUCUGGGUUUUAGGAUUCCUUCUACACAGGUCAGUGUGGCUUCUCUCCUCUUGGCCAGGGAGGGGUGGUGGUCUUCAAGAGGUGACCUCUGGAAGGUGGCGCCUGAGUGUCGAAGCCCCAGAACACCUCCGGUCUCCACCUCUGUUGUUAUCUCCCAGCGUCUCUGUUCUCACCCACACAGACCUCAUCCUUUUGCUAAAUCUCUCCAGACAUUCCUUCCUGACACUUCCUUCAAUUGGCCGUGUAUGGAGUAAGUAUUUUCGAGGGGGGGUGUAUUUAUUAAAUAAAGCUUUAUGAUCCUUGUUCA